Messenger RNA from Besnoitia besnoiti, 975 nucleotides. RefSeq names its product ubiquitin fusion degradation protein UFD1CY. Gene Ontology annotation, molecular function: polyubiquitin modification-dependent protein binding. NCBI's taxonomy places the organism in Eukaryota, Apicomplexa, Conoidasida, Eucoccidiorida, Sarcocystidae. The record is from RefSeq and is a predicted model, not a curated record. The transcript has 9 exons. Bases 1 to 975 code for a protein of 324 amino acids. Gene Ontology annotation, cellular component: VCP-NPL4-UFD1 AAA ATPase complex.
AUGGGUGAGGGCGACGGAGACUUGGGAAGUGGAUUCUCGCAGUCCUACAGCUGCUUCCCAGUCUCCUUCAUCGGCAAAGAUGACAUGGAAAAGGGAAACAAAAUCUUGCUGCCUCAGUCGGCGCUGCAUGCGCUCGCGCGCCUGCAUAUUUCCUGGCCGAUGCUCUUUGAAGUCGUCAACGAGGCGAAGGAUCGCCGGACUCACACGGGCGUCUUGGAGUUCAUCGCAGAGGAGGGAACGUGUCACUUCCCCUACUGGAUGAUGCAAAAUUUGGGCUUGGAAGAAGGCGAUCUCGUGCGAGUGCGCAACAUCAGCCUCCCGAAGGGCACCUUCGUGCAGCUGCAGCCUGUCACGGCAGAAUUUCUUCAGAUGUCCAACCCAAGAGCGGUGCUGGAAGUGGCGCUGCGGGGCUACGCGGCCCUCACAGUCGGCGACCUGAUUUACCUCCCCUUCCUGGAUAAGAAUUUCCAACUACUCGUGACAGAUUUGCGGCCGGCGCCUGCAGUGUCUAUCAUCGAGACAGAUAUGGAAGUCGAGUUCAAGGCUCCGGAGGGCUACGUGGAACCCAGCGCGCGCAACACGAACCAAGAGGCAGAGGAAAUCAUGAGCAGCGAAGGUGAAGCAUCGGAGAGCGAGUCGGGCGCAGCCGAUGGACAUCAGUCUCGCCUGUUCUGCGGAAAAGGCUGUCGUCUCGAUGGCAAGGCGAUUCGACCCUCUCCCGCGAGCGCGCCGGCGAAAAAGGAAGAAGAAAAUCGGGAGCCCUGGAAGACCAAACUCCUCCACGGCGUUCGAACUUCCUGCUCGGAGUACGAGGAGCUCGUUCGCUCGGGUCGCAUUCCAGGCUUCAUCGGAAAAGUCACCCCUGGAGCCGCAGCCCGCGCGCCGGCCGCAGGUGUCUCCGGAGACACUUCGGGCGAGGGCGCGGCUGGAGGCGGUUUCGCUGCGUUUUCUGGCAAAGGCAACACGUGCGAAUGA